Molecule: messenger RNA, 1419 nt
Organism: Dovyalis caffra
Lineage: Eukaryota; Viridiplantae; Streptophyta; Magnoliopsida; Malpighiales; Salicaceae
Source: the annotation of a GenBank genome assembly
AUGGGUUUCAUGUCGGGAGUUUUGUCUAUGAAUUUUUGGAGGAGGCAUAGGAGGACAAUUCUUAUUACUGCAGGUGUUUUAGGAAGUGGGUAUUUUGUGUAUAGACUAUACAAUGCUCACGAACAGAGGCUUGCUGAUCUGGAUAGAGAACUUGCUCUCCAACGGGCAAAUGAUGAACUCAUCAAGGCCCAAUUGCAAGCCCAUUUUGAGAAUGUGCAAUUAAUUGCUGAUACAACAACAUUGCCUCAUGCAAUGGAAUAUUUAAGAAGUCGGAUGGCGGAAGAGUUGGACCUUUCACAGCUCACCGAAAGGCUACAGAAAGGGAAGGGCCAGCCAAACACGCUUACCUCUUCAGAGAAACUUGAACUGUGGGACAGACUCAAAUUCCUAAGUUUCACACAAAUGAUGGUGUCGCUGUGGGCUGUGACAGUGCUUAACUUAUACAUCAAAGUUCAAGUAAAUAUUCUAGGAAGGCAUUUGUAUAUCGAUACUGCACGUGGCCUUGGAAGCUCGCUUUUACUUGCCUCCCUUCCUGCAGCAAUUCCCCCAUAUGUGCGUCAGGCAGGUGGGAGGAUGCUUCUGCAUGAGGCUGUGAGGAGGGGCGAGAAUCUGACUUUUGUUAGAAAUCAGAUUUCACAGAAUACUAUGACAGGAUUUGCUGAGAAUUUAUGCAAAGAGGAAAAAGGAGGGAGAUUUGUUGAGGAGAAAGAGAGAAAUGAAGUCUCUCUUCUUCUCCUUGUAUCUGUGCAUUCCACCUUUUUCAAUACAAAUGAAGAAGAAAGGUAUUCGACAGUUGACUUGGAGAAUGUUGAUCUCAUUGAUAGGGAUGACCAGCAAAAUUUUUUGGCUAGUGCUGAUUUUCUUGCUAAUAAUGGCCUGCUGCCACUGAUUUCAAAUAUCCAAGCAGUGGUAACAGAGGUUCUUGAGGGAAGGAAGUUGACGGAUUUAUUCAACACCACAUCACUUCAUGUAACUGUCAUGCAAAUACUUGACAAUUUCAUGAGCGAGGGGAGUCCGCAUCAAUGGAUAGAAUACUUAAUGCCUGCAGAUAGUGGGCACUACAAACUAAGCACAAGCUCCAGCACUGACGACACUGUCCUUCCUGAUAGCAUGAAUUUUGAUCAACUUAUGGUGGAGGCACGGGCAGUGCUAUCAAGUGCUGAAUUUGGUAAAAUCAUGGGAAUAUCUUUGAAAGUAGCAGUGGAUGCACUGGUGGAUGAUAUGGAGGCUCAGUGUCAAUCCACUGGGGCCAGUCUAACAUCAGGGAUGCCACUGGCAAAACUUCUAUCACGAGUUCUGCAGAUAGUACCUUCGUUACUCCAUGAAGCAAGCCAAAACCAGAUUAUCCAAAGCAUCCGGAAUGUUCCAGAAGUUGAAUUGUUCUUCACUCUCCUCUAUGCAAACAACCUUGUAGACUAG